Molecule: messenger RNA, 936 nt
Organism: Colletotrichum karsti
Lineage: Eukaryota; Fungi; Ascomycota; Sordariomycetes; Glomerellales; Glomerellaceae
Exons: 1
Coding region: 1-936 (311 amino acids)
Source: RefSeq, a predicted model, not a curated record
AUGUCGUCCCUCUCAAGAGCUUUCACCACCCGCCGGGUGAAGCAGAGCAUCGAUCUCUCCGAUGCUGCUCGCGGAAAGGAGCGCAGCAACAACUUCAUGCAACGAAGCAAGACCACCAAGGGGCCGCCUCGGGCCAAGAUUUCCGCGCCUAUGGAGCUGGUUCACACAACCAACAUGCUCUCUUACAACGCUCCCGAUAUUCGACCCCGAACCACCUCGUCAAGCAACUCAUCCACCAAGUCAUCCGAGGAGGACUCGGAGAGCACUAACACUGCCGCUUCGUCGCCCCCGACCAGCCCCGACGUCGCUCCCCACGAGCGAUCUACCGACCCCGAGCCGAACCACCUGUCCUGCUAUUUCGUCGCCCCGAAUCAUGCAGUCAACCCCGCCACGAUUCCUGAGGUUCCCAAGAUCCCAAAGCGCGCCCCGUCGCACACUAAGCAGGCCUCUUUUGAUGCCAUGGCUCGCCAGCGCUCCAUGUCGUCCUUGUCCAAGACCUCCGAAAAGACCGUCUCGUCAAAAGCCAGCAUGACUUUCUCCUCUCGCGCGUCUUCUGGCUCCAGCGCUGCCUCUACCAUGUCUCAUAAUUCGAUCGCCUCCGCGCCAAAGACUCCCAAGACUCCGGUACCGCCCAUGCCGAGUCCCGCAUUCCACCAGCACCACCAGCAGCCCCAACCGAGACACGAGAAGGCCGUUGAGGCGCACCCCUUCGGCCGCGAGCUGGCCCAGGUCACCGAGAUCGCGGAAGAGUUUGGCAUCAAGGACCGCGUCAUGGACGAGGAGGAGCGCACCCUCAAGGCCCAAGGCCUUCGCAAGUUCGCUGCCGAAGACUAUCUCGCCGAAGUUCAAAGCAUUUUCACCAGCUUCUUCCCAGAGAAGCCAGCCAGCAGCCACGGUCACGCCCCUCAACGGCCAAUGGCUGCCGCGUGGAUCUAA